Molecule: messenger RNA, 2092 nt
Organism: Rhipicephalus sanguineus (brown dog tick)
Lineage: Eukaryota; Metazoa; Arthropoda; Arachnida; Ixodida; Ixodidae
Product: transketolase
Exons: 11
Coding region: 152-2017 (621 amino acids)
Molecular function (GO): transketolase activity; thiamine pyrophosphate binding
Source: RefSeq, a predicted model, not a curated record
UUCUCUCCUCCUUCCUCCGAGACGGUGUUUCCGGCCCAAGCUGCCCAGUGCCCACCGCCGCACACGCCUGCGACACUUGUGCCCUUGAGACGGAGCGAUUCGCAGGCGUCUUUUUCGGCUUGCCGGUAGAAUACGUCUAGAGCCUGAAAACAUGGACGCGAGCAGCUACCAGGAACUGCGAGACAUCGCCAACAGACUCCGCAUCCUGAGCAUUCGUGCCACCAAUGCCUCGAACAGCGGGCACCCCACAUCAUGCUGUUCCAUGGCAGAGAUCAUGUCGGUCCUGUUCUUCAAGACGAUGCGCUACAGAUUGGAUGCACCUCGUGAUCCCUCCAGUGACCGCCUCAUUCUCUCCAAGGGCCACGCAGCACCCAUCCUGUAUGCUGCCUGGUCGGAAGCUGGGCUGUUUCCCGAAACGGAGCUGCUGAAGCUUCGCAAGAUCGACAAUGACCUUGAAGGCCACCCAACACCUCGGCUUCCCUUUGUGGACGUUGCCACAGGCUCCCUGGGCCAAGGGCUGAGCUGUGCCGCUGGCAUGGCCUACACUGGCAAAUACUUCGACAAAGCCAGCUAUCGAACCUACUGCAUAAUUGGCGAUGGCGAGUCGGCAGAGGGUUCCAUCUGGGAGGCCCUGUCCUUUGCGGGCCACUACAAGUUGGACAAUUUGGUGGCCAUCUUUGACAUCAAUCGUCUGGGCCAGAGUGAGCCAACAGCGUUCCAGCAUCAGAUGGAGGUCUACAAGAGCAGGCUUGACUCCUUUGGCUUCAACACGUACGUCAUUGAUGGCCACAAUGUCGAGGCCCUGUGUAAGGCCUUCUCGGAUGCCGCCGAUGUCCGCAACAAGCCGACUGCAGUGCUUUGCAAGACAUACAAGGGCAAGGGACUUGCAGGAAUCGAGGACUCUGACAACUGGCAUGGCAAGCCGUUGGGCGACAAGGCGCCCGCUGCGAUUGAGGCACUGGAGAAGCAGAUGGUGAGCAAGGGGCCAUGGAAGCUGUCUCCUCAGAGGCCCGAAAAGGAGGAUGCGCCCCCCGUCGACAUCUCCAACAUUCGGCUGUCCGAGCCUCCCAACUACAAGAUUGGGGAAAAGGUUGCAACCCGCCUUGCUUACGGUGUUGCGCUGGCAAAGCUGGGUGCCAACAACAGCCGCGUCAUUGCGAUGGACGGCGACACCAAGAACUCAACAUUUUCAGACAAGUUCAAGAAGGCUCACCCGGAUCGUUUCAUCGAGUGUUUCAUUGCUGAACAGAACUUGGUCGGUGUGGCAAUUGGAUGUGGAUGCCGUGGGAGGACCGUUCCUUUUGCGAGCACCUUUGCCGCCUUCUUCACGCGAGCAUUUGACCAGCUGCGAAUGGGUGCGAUCUCGCAGGCCAACAUAAAGUGUGCUGGUUCCCACGCUGGCAUCUCUAUCGGCGAGGAUGGGCCAUCCCAGAUGGCACUGGAAGACUUGGCCAUGUUCAGAUCCAUUCCCAACAGUGUUGUCUUCUAUCCGAGUGAUGCUGUCUCUUGCGAGCGUGCCUGCGAAUUGGCGGCCAACUACAAGGGCAUUGUGUUCAUCAGGACAUCGCGGCCAAACACUGCUGUGAUCUACCCCAAUGACGAAAAGUUUGAGAUCGGCCGAAGCAAGGUGGUAUUGAGAAGCCUCGAAGACAAGGCCCUGUUGAUCGGUGCUGGUGUUACCCUGUACGAGGCACUGAACGCAGCGGAGACCCUGAAGAAGCAACACAUUCAUGUCAGGGUGUUGGACGUGUUCUGCUUGAAGCCCGUCGACCAGCAAGCCAUCAUUUCCAAUGCCAGAGAGUGCGGCGGCCGCAUUGUCGUCGUUGAGGACCACUAUCCCGAAGGUGGCAUCGGAGAUGCAGUUCGCACAGCUGUGGCGAUGGAGAGGGAUAUUGUGGUGAAGCACCUCGCAGUGCGCAACGUGCCGCGAAGCGGCCCCUCCGCUGCACUGCUCAACCUGUUCGAAAUCGACGCCGAGCACAUCGUCAAGGCUGUCCACGAAGUCCUCAAAGUCUGAUUCAUAUCCAAACUUCACCAACCAUCGUCGUUUCGGCAGAGUUGAUUGGGUCCUGCUUGCAUUAAAAUAAUCGUC